AUGUCCUCCUUCCUCGCCCGCCGUGCCCUGCGCAAUUCCUCCCCAGUCACCCGCGCCUUCUCAACCAGCUCCCCACGCUCCUCCUUCGCGCGCAUGACGAUCCUGGGCCGCCUCGCAGCACCUCCCGAGCUGCACCCUACCAGUACAGGCCAGGAUGUCCUGAGAUAUGCGGUUGCUUCGAACUCCGGCGGAUAUGGCGAGAACCAAAAGACGAGCUACUUCAGCGUUUCUGCUUUCGUGCCACCGGGGCCGCGUCGGGACUUCUUCCAGGGACUGGAGAAGGGGACCAUGGUCUACGUCGAAGGCGAGGCCUCGAACAACAAGUUUACGGACAAGAACGGAAAUGAGGUCUACGGACUGAGCAUCGUCCAGCGACAAUUCGAAGUUCUCUCCCCGAAGAAGAUGCCCGAACAACAGUAA
This is a messenger RNA of Drepanopeziza brunnea f. sp. 'multigermtubi' MB_m1, 420 nucleotides long. RefSeq lists its product as uncharacterized. Lineage: Eukaryota; Fungi; Ascomycota; Leotiomycetes; Helotiales; Drepanopezizaceae. Gene Ontology annotation, cellular component: mitochondrial nucleoid. Gene Ontology annotation, molecular function: single-stranded DNA binding. Gene Ontology annotation, biological process: positive regulation of helicase activity; mitochondrial DNA replication. The record is from RefSeq and is a predicted model, not a curated record.